AUAGAACAACCCUAUAUCAAGCUGCAGCCAUGGAUGAAAUGGACCUGCCCCAGAUGAAGAAGGAGGUGGAGAGCCUCAAAUACCAGCUGGCCUUCAAACGAGAGAAAUCCUCCAAAACGGUCACCGAUUUGGUCAAGUGGAUUGAGGACGGUGUUCCCGAGGAUCCCUUUCUAAACCCAGAGCUGAUGAAGAACAACCCAUGGGUGGAGAAAGGCAAAUGCAUCCUCCUCUAGGGAGAAGAAGCAUACAUCCUCCCAGGACCACCCACGUCAACAGUAACCCUACAGAUGACCCCUGAAGCCGACCCGGACUGUGAGGGCAGUGGCCGGACAGCGCCCAAUGUGCCCUCACCAUAAAUGUACUACAGCUGUUACCCCCCAACUCACCCUAGACACAUGCACACACAACCACAAGGGCACAGAAACACUCACUGACAUUCGCACACAUCAUCGCUCUAAACCUUGUCUGACUCUUUCUCUGCAAGUUUAUUCCUUGCCACGGCAAUCUAGCAUUACUAUGAUAUGAGAGCAACAAUCAUUACUUGUACUGCACUGGUUUGUAUGAAUAUACUGUUUGAUUAUUUAUUUAUUCUACUGCCAAUUGCAAUCUUGUUUUUCUUUAAGUCCCACUUUAAUGCGUUAGUGAUGUAUAAUACAAUGUUGAAUCACAUUCUCACUGCCAGACUGACCGUAGGUGGAAGAAAUGUAACACUUUCAUUAUCAUUUAAAACAUUGUCAUAUUUGCUUACAUUUAACUAAAAUGAGAGAUUCCCCAAGUAAGAGAUUAGCAAAAGAAAAAGAACUUACUAAAACAGAAUUCACCAAUAAUAAUGCUUAACAGUGAGUAAGUAACUCUUUCAAUACAAACAUUUGCUUUUACUGUGUAAGUGACAUAGAUUGACAUAAAAAUACCGAUGUUAAGAAUAGCAGAGAAAGAUUUUGUAAAUCUUAACAGCUUAGCUAAACGUUAUCUGUUAUCAAACAGUUCAAUUUAGGUUCAAUCAGUGCUUACAAAACAGUCUGCAGAAUGGAGCAUGCAAGUGGAGAUGUUGAAGGACCCUUUUUAAAGUUUGGAAUAAAAAAAAGUCUUUUUGAGUAUCGUUGAUGAUGAACUGGUAGCCCACUUUGUGCAGAUUGCUUUCCAAGCAAGACCAACAAAUUAGCCAUUAUAAUGGGUUUUUAUAAUGCUACAGCUUCAGUUUCUUCUCCCAAUGCCACCAUAAAAUUCAAUUGCAAGCUAGGCAUUGAAACCAUGAGCUAUCUGCAUGAGCUGUCCUUUAAAAUACUAACACCUAUUAGUAUGGUAUUGGUAAUUAAACCUUUCACUAGAUUUGUAAAAUUUGUUUGGUUAAUUGUUUUUGAGACACUCUUGCUGUCUUUCCAGACUGAUGGAUGUUAGCAACAUUAUGUUUUGCUUUUUGAGAUCUUUUAGCCUACUUCAUGUUGUCAGAAAGGCACUACUCAAGUGAUUUCUUAAUGCUACAGAUCUGGCAGUCAUCACGCCUAGGGCUGAAAUAAAGAAAAAAAAAAAAAUCUACUUCAAAAAAUAUCUGUAGAGGUGCAGUGUGAGUUUUCAGUAUAAAAGCUAACUUAAUAAUUUAUUAGCUGUCCAGUCCUUACAAAGUGUAACAGCCAAGCAUACUGAAAUACAACAAAAUGUCUCUGGGUUUAACUCUGCCAGAGACAUUUUGUUGACUUUCUGUUCUGGGUUUAAAGUUAGCGUAGCAUAAACAUGGAAGUCAUUAAAUAUGGCUUAUUUAAAGAACAACAACCAAAAAAAAAAAUGAACUUUUGGACAAGUGAAAUACAAUUAAAAAAAAUAAAUAAAUCACCCCCCCACGAAUUGUAAAAAGACAUUUUGUCAUAGCAUUAUAUUUAAACACCUCACACUAUAAUAGUAGCACCUUUGCUGCAGCACACAGAGUAAAUGGUCACCAAAUUAUUCACCUGCCACACUGAAAAACACAAAGAGAGCAAAAGGAGUCAAAAUGAUUGGUAGUAGCUGUAGCUGUACAGUACUGUACAGUACCAGUAGCUGCCUGGACUGGGGCAGAGGGUGAAUAAUCCACUGCUUUGGGCUACAAAACACUUUCACAAUUAGUUAGGCCCAUGAGCUGCCCAAAAUCUAUUUCAUAAGCAUAAUGAAAACAUUUGUCUUAGAGGAUAUCAUAUAACAACACAACAAUCGAUGUAAAUGUAGCUAGCAGCCUGCUGCUUGCUAAGUGUGCUGCUACAGGUCCAAGUAGCUAAUGUUGCCCUGUGGUGUAAAAAUCUGACUUUUGCCCUAUGAAACUGUUCAACAAGAAGUCUCUUAAACGACCACUUUAGUUGUAACACUCUCCUAUUGAAUGUGGCUACUACAGCUGUGAGUAUACUUAGCGACGUUUGUGCAGACUAUGCUAGCACCCGAGCUGCUUCCGAAUCUAGCUUCCUGUUAUGUAUGACUGCUGCCCUUUUCAGAUAAAAAACAAACUUCAUUUCAAGGACAAUCAUCAUAUUGAAAUUUAGCUUGAAUGUCAUGACGCCGGUAGUUCUCCAAGCGUAGUCAUAGCAAAGUGAAACUCUGGGUCUCUGGGGCGGGUUUAGGUUUCUGCUCCCUCUCAUCCUGAACCACAGCCCCUAAAGACCACGCACAACCGUGGAGACCAACACAAGAAACCUUUCACAUGCAUCCCUCCUCACAUGUAUAGACGGACCCCUUUAACUUAUUAACUUAUUUAUUUAUUUAUUGAAGAGAACUUUCCCUAACCUUAAGCUUUUUUAUAUAGUCGCAACCUUUCCUCUUUAUGUCCUCCUCCUCCAAAAAAAAAAACGGAUAAAAAAAUUAAAGAAAAUCAUUACAAAAAAAAAAAAAGCUCCACCUUGCCAGAUCACCAUCUACGACUGCCUUGUACACAGUUUCCUUAAAACGAGAAUGUAAAUAUGUGGCAUGAGGUUCCGACAUCACUGCUGACCUCAGAGGUGGCCUGUGAGUGCAUGUGACUGCAAUCUUAUGUUUAUGUGUGCAUACUUUCAGAAACAAAUCUGGACAAGAGGCUCCCAUGUGGGCUGCGGAGCGCAAAUGCAGCUGCAUCACACACGGGCGCUCACAUGGGGGGGCUGAACAGAUCAGCAACAACAUACACUCUCACACACUCACGCACACACGCAUGCACGCUACUCAGUGAGAAUGUGUACCAAGGGAAGCUUGGCAAGGACAACGGAGUCUGGACGCGACUUGGGACAGCAGAGCUUCACAUCUUCUAUGUACUGUAUUAAAUCCGAUUCAGUUUGUGUUUCAGCGGCUGCUCCCGGGAGUUGUACUCUACUUCCAAUUGAGUUUGAAUUAUGUUUAAAUUUCUUUUAUUUUUUUUUGGUAUGAAGAGUUGCUAAGUAAGUUUAGUCUACACACGGGCUGUGAAAGCAUGUUUUACAGUCCAAAAAUUUGUUAGCUGUACCAACAAAACUUAAAAAUACCAGUUGAGUUCAAAGUGACGGCCCUACACAAUGCAAGCAAUGUCAAAACAUAAGGACAAAAAAAAAAUGCUGUAUUUGUUAUUCCACAAAAAGUAUCAGAAAAGGAAUGUUUAAGUACUCCAAGGAAUUUCCUUUUCUGUAAAAUGAUCCCUAUGCAAUAAAUGGGCCAACACUUACCGCGUUUCCGUCAAUGUUUUUUUUAUUUAUUCUCAUUUUAAAAUAUCUUGUAUGACUGAAACAGCAAAAUUCAAAAUAACUUACUCAAUUUCACAAAAAAUGUUUUUACGCUCGCUCGAGGCGGGUUUUUUUUAACUUCGUCUUCAAAAAAGAGACAAUGGGCUGAAGGGAAGACAAAAAAACAUUUGCUGAUGCGUUCUGAUGUAGCGAACUUUUACCUCACGUGACUGAUCAUUUGUUUCUGCUGUUGGCGUUUGCAGUUAUUUCUCCUGACAUCAUGUAACAUCACAGAUACUGGGUGACAUGACAGAACGUUUACAACUUGGCCAAUAGCCACACAUUCCUGAAAACCUCUCUUUAUUUUUCUGGGACACGUGCUCCAUUCUAGUUCACAACCUCUACAACCAUGUGUAGCGUCAAUAUCUAACAAAGUCACGUUUUGCGUAGCCUGGUUGAUUCGCUCCAAACCGAUAGUAAGAAGAACGCUUAAUUUGCAUUUUCUUUUUUGCGACAUUUUAAAAAGUUGGCUCAAAAUUCAUCUGAUAAUUGAACGGAAACACAGCUACUGUCUUUAACUCCUAGACCUAAAUAGACUAACUCUGCAUGGACCUUUGUAAUCUCUUUAGCGCGUCAUUUCUUUCAACAGUGCUAUUUGCUUCUUCAUCCUUAAAUAAAUGCUGCCUCUUUGACGCCAUGUUUUCCCUCACACAACUAACGACCUCAGUAGUUGAACUCCACACAGCUAUUGUUCAAACGGACCUCUUUCAAUGAUUCUAUUGCACUGAGCCGGCAGCGUGGCUGUUGGGUCUGUUGGUUUCUGCUACUAUACAACACCUGCUAGUAAACAAUUGGUAAUGUGGAAUAGUUUGUGAAUCAGUAGUCCAGUGAAAGCAGUCAUUGGACCAGUGAUUGGAGUAGAAGUGCAAUCUCACUUCUACUCGCAAUCUCAAGUAGAAGUGAGAUUAAACCGCAAUCUCAACAAAGAUCUUGAACAAUGUUCCUACUAUGGAAGAGCUUCCAUUGACUUUCGAUUUGCUUCUGGGUUGUAGCCAUUGUACCAUCCAGCUGAGUCCCUCCGAUUAUUGUCUUCAAUUCUGUAAUUUAAAAUAACUUUAACAUUUAAAGGACUAAAACGUGCUUAUUCCUAAUGGGAUCACUUGGAAAAGCACCAGAUUGUCUGGACUAAACCUACAAAAGACGUACAUGAGAGGACUCCUGCCUCUGCCUGUCCCAUGUCUGUUUCACGUCCUGCUUCUGUAGCUUUACUUGUUUGGUUUGUUUCUCGAUGAUCUGAACUUGGAUGUGGAUGUCUAAUAUUACAACAUUACGACUGUAUAAGACCUUGUCUAGAUAUUUAGCAACAUAUUCUGUGUGGGAGUGCUUUGGAAAAAUUAUGCAUCAGAUCAAAAAGUCCUAGUAUAAGAAUGACAAUGAGCAAUAAAUUAUAGACCGUUUUUUUAUUGAAUGUUUUACAAAAACAUUUACCUUACUGAAUAAAGUAGAAGAUUUUUAGACAA
Molecule: messenger RNA, 5149 nt
Organism: Gambusia affinis (western mosquitofish)
Lineage: Eukaryota; Metazoa; Chordata; Actinopteri; Cyprinodontiformes; Poeciliidae
Gene: gng13b
Product: guanine nucleotide binding protein (G protein), gamma 13b
Exons: 2
Coding region: 30-233 (67 amino acids)
Biological process (GO): phospholipase C-activating G protein-coupled receptor signaling pathway; sensory perception of taste
Cellular component (GO): heterotrimeric G-protein complex
Molecular function (GO): G-protein beta-subunit binding
Source: RefSeq, a predicted model, not a curated record